This is a messenger RNA of Hypanus sabinus (Atlantic stingray), 1267 nucleotides long. Its product is annotated as gastrula zinc finger protein XlCGF26.1-like. The record is from RefSeq and is a predicted model, not a curated record. NCBI's taxonomy places the organism in Eukaryota, Metazoa, Chordata, Chondrichthyes, Myliobatiformes, Dasyatidae. Gene Ontology annotation, biological process: regulation of transcription by RNA polymerase II. The transcript is spliced from 2 exons. Gene Ontology annotation, molecular function: DNA-binding transcription factor activity; RNA polymerase II cis-regulatory region sequence-specific DNA binding. The coding region runs from base 431 to 1267 and encodes 278 amino acids.
GAAAAUGUCGGUUGCAGGUUAAAAAUGAGAAGGAAUUCAUCUCCAGGAAGCUCAAAAACAACACGCCAGUUUUGUUGUCUCUGCCUAGAUACUUAAGAAGUGGAGCAAGGGAUCCAAUUGUCCACCCUUCCUGCUCAGACUGUGGGGAGGAAUUCACUCGGUGAUUUUGACCAACUGGCAUGCCCAUCAUUUUACACAGGAAAAAGGACAUUCACCUGCCCAGACAGUGGGAAUGGAUUCACUCGGUCAUCUCAACUAAAGGUACAUCAGCAAGUUCACACUGGACAAGGCCAUUCACCUGUUCUGUGUGUGAGAAGGGGUUCAGUCGGUCAUCCCACCUGUGGACACACCAAUCAGUUCACACCACACCGGGCAGAGGCUGGUCUUCUGCAGAACUUCUGGGUAAGGAUUCACUCUGUCAUCUGACAUAAUGGCUCACCAGCGAGUUCACACUGGGGAGCGGCCGUUCACCUGCUCAGUCUGUGGGAAAGGAUUCACUCUGUCAUCCACCCUACUGGUACAUCAGCAAAUUCACACUGGGGAGAAGCUGUUCACCUGCUCAGACUGUGGAAAGGGAUUCACACUGUCAUCCCGCCUACUGGUACAUCAGCAAAUUCACACUGAGGAGAAGCCGUUCACCUGCUCAGUCUGUGAGAAGAGAUUUACUCAGUUAUCCCGCCUACAGGGACACCAGCGAGUUCACACUGGGGAGAAGCCUUUCACCUGCUCAGUCUGUGGGAAAGGAUUCACUCUGUCAUCCACCCUACAGAGACACCAGCGAGUUCACACUGAGGUGAAGCCAUUCACCUGCUCAGUCUGUGGGAAAGGAUUCACUCUGUCAUCCACCCUACAGAGUCACCAGCGAGUUCACACUGGGGAGAAGCCUUUCACCUGCUCAGUCUGUGGGAAAGGAUUCACUCUGUCAUCCAACCUACAGAGACACCAGCGAGUUCACACUGAGGUGAAGCCAUUCACCUGCUCAGUCUGUGGGAAAGGAUUCACUCAGUCAUCCAACCUACAGAGACACCAGCGAGUUCACACUGGGGUGAAGCCAUUCACCUGCUCAGUCUGUGGGAAAGGAUUCACUGUGUCAUCCAUCCUACUGGUACAUCAGCGAAUUCACACUGGGGAGAAGCUGUUCACCUGCUCAGACUGUGGGAAGAGAUUCACUGACUCUUCCACCCUACGGAGACACCAGCGAGUUCACACUGGGGAGAAGCCGUUCACCUGCUCAGAAUGUGGGAAGCGAUUCACUCGGUCAUUUUGA